AAUCGUUUUCUAGUGGAUUGACUAUUCACAUGCGAACUCACACUGGGGAAAGACCUUAUCUAUUCAAAGCCUUUGUAGCAUUAAAAAACUCACAUGAGAACACAUACAGGAGAGAAACCGUUUGCUUGCUCUGUAUGCAACAAAGCUUAUUCUCAGUCUGCUGAUCUGAAAAGACACAUGAAACAUGAAGUAGAAUUAAAUUCUAAAAUCAUGUCCGCGGAAACGGAACAGGAUAAGACUUCUUCUGGAAACAAGACCUCUAUCUGCUCUAUUUGUAAAAAAUCACUUUUAUCACAAAAUAUGAGAACACACAUGAAAACUCACGCGGGAGUUAAACCAUAUACCUGUAAAGUCUGCGAGAAAACUUUCUCAAGAUCUGAGCACCUUGCAGGACACAUGCGAAUACAUACAGGAGAGAAACCCUUCUCAUGCACCGUUUGUGACGCGGCAUUUGCGGUAAAAUGUAACUUGACAAAUCACAUGCGAACACAUACCGGAGAAAAGCCCUACUCUUGCGACCUAUGUAACGUAUCAUUUGCUGAGUUUAGUAGUUUGUCAAAGCACAAGAAAACCCAUACUGGAGAAAAACAACACGCUUGUCAGAUCUGCAAAAUGGCUUUUGCCGUUGUUGGCAACUUGAAUAUACAUAUAAGAACUCAUACCAAUGAUGUGAAAAAGCCGCACACUUGUUCUAUCUGUGCCAAAUCAUAUACUACACCUGGUAAGUUAGCCACGCACAUGAGAACACACACUGGAGAGAAACCCUUCUCCUGUUUAAUCUGCAGCAAAACUUUUGUCUCAGAAGCCGUCUUAAAAGUACACAUGCUAAGCCAUUCUGAAGAAAGGAGGUUUCCUUGUACAAUUUGUGGAAAAAUUUUUAAACAACCAGCUUAUUUAAAAAAACACACGAUGACGCACACAGGAGAGAAACCCUUCUCGUGUUUGAAAUGUGAAAACUCAUUUUCGCGUUUAAGUCAUUUGAAGGGUCACAUGAGAAGUCAUGACGGUAUAAAGCCUUACACCUGUGGAAUAUGCAAGAAAUCGUUUUCUAAUCCAUUGACUUUGCACAUGCGAAUCCAUACUGGGGAGAGGCCUUUUCCUUGCUCAGUGUGUAACAAAGCAUUCAAAGACUCUGGAAACUUACAUAUUCACAUGAGAACCCAUACAGGAGAGAAACCAUUCUCUUGCUCUGUAUGCAACGAGUCUUUCUCUCAGACUUCUAAUUUGACUAGGCACAUGAAGAAACACAAAGAAGACUAUGAAGAAAUGUGAACCGACUAGAGUGUAUUUUUAGACCUACGCCGAUCUACUUUAUUACACCUCUGACAUACACACAUCUGCUAUAGACCACCUCUGACAUAUACUCAUUUGCUGUAGACCACCUCUGACAUACACACAUCUGCUAAAGACCACCUCUGACAUACACACAUCUGCUAUAGACCACCUCUGACAUACACACAUCUGCUAUAGACCACCUCUGACAUACACACAUCUGCUAUAGACCACCUCUGACAUACACACAUCUGCUAUAGACCACCUCUGACAUACACACAUCUGCUAUAGACCACCUCUGACAUACACACAUCUGCUAUAGACCACCUCUGACAUACACACAUCUGCUAUAGACCACCUCUGACAUACACACAUCUGCUAUAGACCACCUCUGACAUACACACAUCUGCUAUAGACCACCUCUGACAUACACACAUCUGCUAUAGACCACCUCUGACAUACGCCCAUCUGCUAUAUUACACCUCUGACAUACACACAUCUGCUAUAGACCACCUCUGACAUACAAACAUCUGCUAUAGACCACCUCUGACAUACGCCCAUCUGCUAUAUUACACCUCUGACAUACACACAUCUGCUAUAUUACACCUCUGACCAACUCGCAGCUGCUAUUUGGACAUGUUGCUGCAGCCCCGGCCUGCCUUAGCCGAGGCGCUGGGCCCCGGCAAGCCUGUUCUAGGCGCAGUGUUAGACCAAGAAAUAGUCUAACUUCAACCCUCAAGUAAUAUGAAUGACAUUGCAGUAGGUCGGAAAGUUAGUAGAGGGGAUGUUGCGUAUAGACGAUGUAACAUUACCGAUCUGAUGAAUAAAACCUAAAAUGUCAAAAUCCCUACCUCAUAAAUAAUGAAUGCUUAAUCUCUUAAACCUUAAUACUCAAAACUUGAUCAAUAAAAUGUUAUAAUGUUUUUAAUAUUUUUUUAUUUUAGUAAAUGUUGACUUUGAGAACAAAGAAAUGACAACGUUAUGCUACUAAUACGAAAGCCUUUCAAAUAUUCUAAAAUGUUCAAUGCA
Messenger RNA from Eurytemora carolleeae, 2301 nucleotides. Its product is annotated as zinc finger protein 271-like. Gene Ontology annotation, biological process: regulation of transcription by RNA polymerase II. Lineage: Eukaryota; Metazoa; Arthropoda; Copepoda; Calanoida; Temoridae. The transcript has 2 exons. Gene Ontology annotation, molecular function: DNA-binding transcription factor activity; RNA polymerase II cis-regulatory region sequence-specific DNA binding. The record is from RefSeq and is a predicted model, not a curated record. The coding region runs from base 94 to 1272 and encodes 392 amino acids.